AUGAAAUUUGAUAAGGAAGACGAAGUCAACUAUCGGAUUCGUUUGACUGCUUCUUUAAAUGUGACUCGAAUAUUGUUGAAACAAGGGUUGGCUUUUCGAGGAAGUGAUGAAUCAUUGGAGUCUGAAAAUAGGGGAAACUUUAUAGAGAUACUUGAUUGGUUGCGUGAGCAAAAACUUGAGGUAGCAGCGGUGACAUUGGAGAAUGCUCCUCGCAAUAAUCAGAUGGUUUGUCCUUCAGUUCAAAAGGAAUUGACAAAUUGUUGUGUUGUUGAAACUACAAAAGUUAUUUUGGAAGAUAUUAAAAAUCGAAAGUUCUCUCUUUUGGUUGAUGAAGCGCGCGAUGCAUCGAUAAAAGAACAAAUGGCAUUGGUUCUGAGGUAUGUUAACAAUGAUGGAGAGAUUGUAGAAAGAUUCUUGGCUUUGGUUCAUGUCACCGAUACCACGGCAAAAUCUUUGAAAGAAGGGAUUGACUUUGUAUUUUCUAAGCAUGGUUUAUCUUUGUCACGCUUAAGAGGUCAAGGUUAUGAUGGUGCAUCAAAUAUGCGAGGUGAGUACAAUGGUUUGAAAUCACUUAUAUUGAAAGAAAAUCCAUCUGCCAAGUACGUUCAUUGUUUUGCCCAUCAACUCCAAUUCGUUGUGGUAAAUGUUACAAAAGCACAUGGUGUUAUAAGUGAUUUUUUUACCAUUGCCACUAUGAUUGUCAACACAUGUGGUUCAUCUUGUAAAAGAAAGGAUAAACUACGACAGAUUGAGCAUGAAAAGCUUGUCGAAGCUAUAGAAAGUGGAGAAAUUAAAAGUGGAAAGGUUUUAAUCAAGAGAUGA
Molecule: messenger RNA, 822 nt
Organism: Salvia hispanica
Lineage: Eukaryota; Viridiplantae; Streptophyta; Magnoliopsida; Lamiales; Lamiaceae
Source: RefSeq, a predicted model, not a curated record